CCCAAGUGUUUUGUUUUGUCGAGUUGCAUGUCGAUGCUUGGGUGACACUACAGCAAAGAGACGCUGAAUGAGUGAAUUCUUGUCUCCCAAGAGGGUUGAGGAAUCUGCAUGGGAUAGCAGGUCCCCUCCCAAAUCGCUGCCCCCGCAUCCAUCCAUCCCCUCUACCGUUGUUUCUGCGUCAGAUGAUGCGCAGGCGCCCCUCCCUAUAAAAGUACCUGCGUGGAACUCGAUCACUGCACGCACACCGCGCUUGGACUCACUUUGUGUCUCACACUCGCUCCACUUUUACGGCUCGGCACACACCAGCAAGUGGCAAAGAAAACAUGAGCUACUCAAGUGAAAUGUAUAGCAGCAGUUCCUAUCGGAAGAUAUUCGGCGAUGCCCCGCGUGCCGGGCGUGCGGGGAUGAUCAGUAGCAUCAGCAGCAGCCCGUCCCGUGUGCACUCCUCGGGGUACCGCAGUCGCACCUAUGGCUCCCCCACGGUCAUCUCGUCCAGCAGCUACCGCAGGAGCGCCGCGCCCGGUCGCGUCUUCUCCUCCUCCAUGCAGGACUCCAUGGUGGACCUGAGCCAGUCCACGGCGGUCACCAACGAACUCAAGAUCAUCCGAACCAACGAGAAGGAACAACUGCAGGGGCUCAACGACCGCUUCGUGUCCUUCAUCGAGAAAGUGCACAACCUGGAGCAGCAGAACAAAGUUCUCGAGGCGGAGGUGACGUUGCUGCGGCAACGCAACAGCGAGCCGUCGCGCCUUCACGAGCUCUACGAGCAGGAGAUCCGUGAGCUCCGCGCGCGCGUCGAGGAGCUGACCCACGAGAAGAACCAGAUGCACCUGGACUGCGUCCAGAUGAACGAGGCUCUGGAGCGCCUGCGGGAGAAGCUCGACGAGGAGACCAGGCUGCGGGAGGAGGCGGAGAACACCUUGAAGGGCUACCGCAAGGACGUGGACGACGCCACCUUGGCGCGCCUGGAGCUCGAGAAGAAAGUCGAGUCGCUGCUGGAUGAGAUCGCUUUCCUGAGGAAAGUUCACGAGGAGGAGCUGCAAGAGAUGCAGUCGUCCCUGCAGGCCACGCAGGUGUCAGUGGAGAUGGACAUGAGCAAACCGGACCUGGCUGCAGCCCUGAAGGACAUCAGGGCUCAGUAUGAGAACCUGUCAUGUAGGAACCAAGCCCAGGCAGAGGAAUGGUAUCGUUCCAAGUUUGCAACGGUGACCGAGGCCGCUGCUCGCAACCAGGAUGCCAUCAAGCACUCCAAGGAGGAGCUGACCGAGUACCGCAGGCAGGUGCAAGCCCGCACCCUGGAGAUUGAGGCCCUCAGGGGCCAUAAUGAGGCCCUCGAGCGGCAGAUUGCUGAGAUGGAGGAUCGUCACAACAAUGAAAUUGGAGACAUGCAGGAUACCAUUCAGCAGCUGGAGGCUGCACUGCGCAGCACCAAAGGAGAAAUGUCCCGUCACCUGCGCGAAUACCAGGAUCUGCUCAAUGUCAAAAUGGCACUUGACAUUGAAAUAGCCGCUUACAGGAAACUGCUGGAAGGCGAAGAGUGCCGCCUCAGCUCCGUCGGUGGUGCCAUGGUGCAGUCCGGUUACCCCGGCUUCUCCUACAUGUCGUCCCGCACGUACACCCUGGGAGCCUACAGGAAGUCCAAACCAGAGGAAGAGGAAGAGGAGGGAGAAGAAGAGGAUAAGGAGGACGAGGAUGAGGAGAAUGAGGAGGAGGGAGAGGAUGACGACGAGGGAGCCGACCAGGAGGGAGGUGAUGCUGAGGAGGACGAGGACGAGGAAGAGGAGGAGAAGCCAAAAGGGAAGGAUGAGAAGGAGAAGAAGAAGGAGAGCCCCACUGAGAAGACCAGCAAGAACUAAACUGCUUGUGUAGUUUCUUCUUCAUCAUCAUCAUCAUCAUUUCUCAUUGUUCCUGCUUGUAAGCUAUAGUGACGAAUUACACACGCACGCACGCACGCUCGCACACACACACACACACACACACACACACACACACACACACACAC
Hippocampus comes (tiger tail seahorse) is the source of this 2002-nucleotide messenger RNA. It is a transcript of the gene neff1, whose product is annotated as neuronal intermediate filament family member 1. Gene Ontology annotation, molecular function: structural constituent of cytoskeleton. The transcript has 4 exons. The record is from RefSeq and is a predicted model, not a curated record. Gene Ontology annotation, cellular component: intermediate filament; cytoplasm. Gene Ontology annotation, biological process: intermediate filament organization. Bases 324 to 1856 code for a protein of 510 amino acids. Lineage: Eukaryota; Metazoa; Chordata; Actinopteri; Syngnathiformes; Syngnathidae.